Molecule: messenger RNA, 954 nt
Organism: Synchytrium microbalum
Lineage: Eukaryota; Fungi; Chytridiomycota; Chytridiomycetes; Synchytriales; Synchytriaceae
Exons: 5
Coding region: 1-954 (317 amino acids)
Biological process (GO): P450-containing electron transport chain
Molecular function (GO): 2 iron, 2 sulfur cluster binding
Source: RefSeq, a predicted model, not a curated record
AUGAUUGCUGCCAGGCGAUUAAGAUCAGCUGCAUCGCUACUCCGUCACUACUGCAGCUGCAAGACAGAAUGGGACGACAAGUUUGUUGGAAGUGUGAAAUUCUACAAUGGACAAGUGCUUGUCGGCAAAGGAACGUCCGAUUGGCCUGCUGAUCUCGAAGUUAGCAACGACAUCAAAUCAAAGUUUCCUGAAAAGUCGACACGAUUCAAUUUCUCGGAUUCUCCUGAUGGAAGCAUUACAGUGCUAGAUGGACAAGUGAAUCCAAGUACUCCACAUGUCGUGGUAUGCACGCAUCAGUCGAAAGAUGCCCGAUGUGGGAAACACGGAAAUGAGAUUUACGAAAUGUUCAAGUCGAUGGCUUCGGAAAACAUAUCUCUUCAUAAGUCAUCGCAUUUUGGUGGUCACAAGUAUGCGGGAAACGUAAUAGUAUACCCACCUGGCGACUGGUACGGCCUAAUCACAUCUGAAAACGCCAAGGACUUUUGGAAGACAGUCAUGCUAGAUCGUAAAGUGUUGUGGAAGAAUUGGAGGGGAAGGAUGGGCCUGACGCAAGAGCAGCAACGAGCACUACAUACAUCAUACCAACCAAACGCCAACACAAUCAACAUAUCAUACCGCCUCAGAGACGAUUCAAUACAUCAGCUGAAGGUGCCAAUAGGUAAAAAGAUCAUGGAAGUCGGCGUUGAGCAUGAACUCAACGAGGGCGAAUGUGGGGGUAAUUUAGAGUGUGCGACGUGUCACGUCGUCCUACCAAAAUCAUACUAUGAUAAACUGCCAGCACCGAGUAUUGCAGAAGAGGACAUGCUAGAGUAUGCCAUGGGGUUGUCUGAUACCAGCAGGCUGUCUUGCCAGCUUGUGGCAUCGCCGGAAUUAGAAGGAUGUGAGUUUUUUAUACCACAAAAGAAGACUGCAAAACCACCACCAUCAUCUGCAUACUAUAAUUCAUCUUUAUAA